Molecule: messenger RNA, 1166 nt
Organism: Octopus sinensis (East Asian common octopus)
Lineage: Eukaryota; Metazoa; Mollusca; Cephalopoda; Octopoda; Octopodidae
Product: snRNA-activating protein complex subunit 1-like
Exons: 7
Biological process (GO): snRNA transcription by RNA polymerase II; snRNA transcription by RNA polymerase III
Cellular component (GO): snRNA-activating protein complex
Molecular function (GO): sequence-specific DNA binding
Source: RefSeq, a predicted model, not a curated record
UUGAUAGAAGAAUGUCUGUGGAUCACAUUGGGCUACUUUCGUGCGCCCUACAAUUUUGAGGUAAAGACUGGUGCCUUUUUCCUGCUCUAUGGCUUGUACUCGACUCAGUUCUUUGUGCCUAAAGUCAGGAUCAGGUGUACCCUAAACAACUGGGAAGAACUGAACUGUUUCAUCAAGGAAGCCAUGUCUAAAGAGAUGACCGAUGUUGAAUUUAUCUUCCAUCGACUGUGUGUUUUGAAAGCCUUCAUUUACGUCGCUUCUCCAAACAAUGUCUUUCAGAGAGAAUACUCUUACGAUUCCUCUGAGGAAAUGGUCAAAACUCUCUACAAUAAACAAACCCCAGCCAUCGAAGAACUUUUCAAUACAGAAAACGUCCAGGAACUCUCAGCUUUACAUAAUCAGUAUCAAAGAGUCAAAGGUCUGCUGUAUGAACCAUCUUCAAUUGAAUUCCAAUCCAUAAACCUGCUUGAGAUAAACCCAGCCACCAAUAUUAUGAAAAUCUUAGAAAAAUUCCACACAGAGAAAGAAAGUUCAACUAAGAAACACAAGGCAGAAGAAACAAUUCUUAGUCGGAGGAAGAAAUUAAAGUAUCGCUCAUACGGCCUCGUUGAAUCUGAUGACGUACAACCAAGCACAAGUAGCGCCACAGCCACCCGACAACCCAGUACAAGCGGCAGAAUCUCUGCAUCAUUCCGCAUUCUUCAGUCGGCUGCAAAAGCAAGAGGCACUGGUUCCCCAACAUCAGAUGAGGAUGCUGGCUAAUGCUGUUGUCAGCAGUGUGGGCCACAUGUGGAUUGGUGGACAUGACAACACAACAUUCAAGCUAAUGGUGGAACCUGUACAUGGUCACACAACCUGUUAGAAAGAUCAGCCAAAUCACCUUCAAUGUAAACUCAACCAUUAUCAAAAAGGAAGUACAUAUCAGAUGAUGUGGUUCUCGAUACACUGUCUGAAACAGCAAAAUACAUCAGGGAUGGUCACAUUUGGAAUGCCUUUUAUUAUAAGCUUUCUUGGAUCAUGAGUGACCGAGUACUAGAAAUACUUAAGUUAAUUUUUUGGCUCAAAAAGCAAGGCCAUGUAGGGGGACAUGGAGUUAUGUACGGGGAGGGUGUUCAUGCAAAGAGUUCAGGCCAUUUCUGGUCAAGAGAGACUUUGAACCGAGCGGU